Molecule: messenger RNA, 2492 nt
Organism: Musa acuminata AAA Group (dessert banana)
Lineage: Eukaryota; Viridiplantae; Streptophyta; Magnoliopsida; Zingiberales; Musaceae
Exons: 4
Coding region: 293-2218 (641 amino acids)
Cellular component (GO): cytoplasm
Molecular function (GO): protein binding
Source: RefSeq, a predicted model, not a curated record
UCUCUCUCUCUCUCUCUCUCUCUCUCAGCCCCAACCCAAUUCCAAAUCAAACCGAUCCCGAGCAAAUGGAUUUGAAGAGAGAGAGGAAUCGACACCCCAAUUUAUCCUCUCGCCGGUGAUUUCUUAUACGUCGACCCAGAUCCCAGCUCCCUCCCUCUUUCCAAGGCAGGUCCCUGUAGUCGAGUCUCUCUCUCUCUUUCUCCUUGGGGCGGAAACGGUUGUUCCCGGCGGAUGUAAGAGAUGAGUAUCUCCGGGCCGUAAAGGAAAGAGACAUAAUUUGGGGCAUUUUGGGAUGGAAGAUCUCUCCAAGUACGCUCACAGCCCGGCCCACCUUGCUGUAUCGCGAAGAGACCAUGCAGGCCUCCGGCGGAUCGUCGCCGCGCUUCCCCGUCUCCCCAAGACCGGCGACGUUACCACGGAGCAGGAGUCCCUUGCCGGCGAGCUCACAGCUGAUGCCGUCUCUUCUGUUAUCGAUCGCCGGGACGUUCCCCAUCGGGAAACCCCCCUCCACCUCGCUGUCCGGCUCCGUGACCCCACCUCUGCCGAGAUCCUCAUGUCGGCUGGUGCUGAUUGGUCCCUUCAGAAUGAACAUGGAUGGUCGGCGCUCCAGGAGGCUGUUUGCAACCGGGAGGACGCAAUCGCGAUGAUCAUAGCGCGCCACUAUCAGCCCCUCGCUUGGGCUAAGUGGUGCCGCCGCCUCCCUCGCAUUGUUUCGUCAAUCACCCGGAUCCAGGAUUUCUACAUGGAGAUUACUUUCCACUUUGAGAGCUCGGUGAUCCCGUUCAUCAGCAGGAUUGCACCAUCUGAUACUUACAGAAUAUGGAAGCGGGGCCCAAACCUCAGAGCUGACAUGACCUUGGCGGGAUUUGAUGGCUUCCGAAUCCAACGUUCUGACCAGACAUUCCUCUUCCUUGGUCAGGGUGCCCAGGGUGACAAUGGGCAUCCAACGCUUCCUCCUGGGUCUCUAAUUGUGCUUUCUCAUAAGGAGAAAGAAAUCACAAAUGCACUCGAAGGAGCUGGAGCCAAGCCCACAGAAGCAGAGGUGGCUCACGAGGUUGCUUUGAUGUCUCAGACAAAUAUGUACAGGCCAGGGAUUGACGUUACACAAGCUGAGCUUGUCCCUCAUUUGAACUGGCGUCGACAGGAAAGGGCUGAAAUGGUUGGGAAUUGGAAAACCAAGGUCUAUGAUCUACUUAAUGUAAUGGUGAGUGUGAAGUCGAGAAGGGUUCCUGGUGCUAUGACUGAUGAGGAGUUAUUCACCAUUGAUAAUGACGAAAGAGUGGCCAAUGGUGGGGAUGUUGAUGGUGGACUUGAUGAUGUAUUGACACCUGAGGAAAGGAUGCAGUUAGAUUCAGCACUUAGGAUGAGUAACUCGCAGGGCAUAGAUGAAUAUGAGGGGAAUGGUGCAGCAUUUGAAGGUGUUGAAAACUCUGAAUCCAAUGGUGUUUCCAAGGAGAGAAAAAGCUGGUUUGGUUGGAGUGGUAAACGGACUUCCAAGAAUAGUGGAGGUGAGGAUACAGAUGACACAAAAAAUAAACACUUGAAGGCAUGCCCAGAGAAUGGACAUCAUAAGUCCGAAAUAACAAAGGAGACAGGGGAUACUAAGAAGGGAAAAGAAAAAGGCACUAAGAAAAGGAGUGGAAAUGAGUCCAACAAACAUGAGAGUGAAUUCAAAAAGGGUGUUAGACCAGUUCUGUGGUUGACCCCAGACUUCCCUUUGAAAACUGAUGAGCUUCUUCCUUUACUUGAUGUUUUAGCAAACAAGGUCAAGGCUGUGAGGAGGCUUAGGGAACUUUUGACCACAAAGCUGCCUCAAGGCACAUUUCCUGUUAAGUUGGCCAUUCCCAUCGUUCCUACUAUUCGGGUCCUCAUCACCUUCACAAAAUUUGAAGAGCUGCAACAAUCUGAUGAAUUUUCAACCCCACUCUCCAGCCCUACUUAUUUCCAGGAAAGCAAAGCUAAAGAAACAGAAGCAUCAGGUUCAUGGUAUUCAUGGAUGAGAGGUAGCCGAGGCGGGCAGUCCAGUGAUAGCAGUGAAGGACGAAGCUGCAAAGACGAGAUUGAUCCAUUUCGUAUACCUUCAGAUUAUACGUGGAUUGAUUCCAACGAAAAGAAGCGUCGGAUGAAAGCCAAGAAGGGCAAGAGCAAGCGAGGUACCAAUCGAAAGCAAUCCUCCAGAAGUUCGGAAGAUAAGCAACUGUUGGAUGGUUUCGAAUAGCAAAUGGACUUCUGUAUAUCGAGAGUUAGGCGAUUUAACACAGGACUGAUAUGUAUCCAGAGCUUCAUAUUCAUUUCUAUUUCGGCGAGAGGUAUAUGAUUCCCCUUGGUAACACCGCUUUUGUAGUUCCAGUUAUUUCUUGUGCUUGAUGGAAUGUUAGUAGCGACUAGCUGGCUUCCCAAUUUGAGGGUGUCUUCAGCAUUAUCUUGUGAAUGCGUUUCUGUCAUCAAAAAACAAAAAAAGAAUGCAAAUGUAAUGUACGACACGUUUUCCA